AUGUCUGAUCCAGAGAUUGUACGACUUCGACGUGAGAACGAAGAGCUCAGACGCGAGAAGGAGGCAGCGGAGGCGCGAGAGGAAAAAGAGCGGCGCGAGAAGGAGGCGGCGGAGGCGCGAGAAGACAAAGAGCGACGCGAGAAGGAGGAGCUCGCACGCGAAAACCAGCCGACUACACUGGUUGAAUAUCUACGGAACUGCCAUACCUAUAUCUACCAGAACUUCAAGCUUGCCGACAAGUCCGUAUCCUCAACGGGGUCAAGGGUUGAUGGCAAGUUCUAUCCUAUGCCCCGACUGGCCGGGUAG
Molecule: messenger RNA, 306 nt
Organism: Clonostachys solani
Lineage: Eukaryota; Fungi; Ascomycota; Sordariomycetes; Hypocreales; Bionectriaceae
Source: the annotation of a GenBank genome assembly